CAUAAGUGUACGAAUUGAUCUCGCACGGAUUUGGAUUAUUUUUGCAAAAUUGCAACUGUUUGCAAUAUUGUACAUAGUCUGUUUCCGUUUCCUACGGAUAAUACCAACGGUAGUCGAAGCUGAUUGAUUAUAUCCCAAUUUAUUGAAAACCAAAAGUCCAUCCGUAUCAGGUGUGCUGGUAACUUCGCAAGUUUUCGCUGAACAAAUUGUAAGCUGCGAUUACAGAUUUAAAAAACGUUGGAGCAUGACAUGUAACUUUUUAUAUCUGUACAAUGUACAUAUUGGUAGAUUGCACCAGGCAACAAACGUAACAAUGCGUCCAUCUAUCUAUCUAUUGUCAGCAUGUACUUGAGAAAGUAGUCGGUCAACUUGGGGAAGUGGAGAAAAUGAUUAAUACCUGGUUAUAUAGAAUAGAUGCUAUUAUGAUUUUAGUUACGAAUAAAUGGUUGUGAAAUGUUACAAAUAAAUGGUUGUUAUACACUUUGAUCUAUCGUUUCAAUUAAACUGGGACUGAAAACCUUUGUUCCUAGAUAUUGAGUGUCAUUUUGCAAUUUAUGUUUAAAAAAUGUUUAGCCAAAUGCAUUAUUUUGCUGUUAGACUUUAUUGUGGCUAUAGUACUGUCAUUUUGUAGUAACACAUCCUACUAUAUUUCAUCAGUUGACUGUACAAUGACGGUAAAUGUGCCUGGUUUAGUUUCAAUUGUAAUAUUUUACCUUGCUAUUUUGGCGAUUGGAAUAUGGGCAGCAUGGAAAAAUCGAAAUAAAAAAGGGGAAAAAGCGAGUAGAACUAUCCUGAUAGGAAGACGCGAUCUUGGACUGUUACUAGGAUCUUUUACAAUGACAGCUUCUUGGGUUGGGGGUGGAUUUAUCAACGGAACUGCCGAAUCUAUAUACGACCCUCAAUCAGGACUGGUUUGGACUCUGGCCCCAUUCUGCUAUUCUCUUAGCGUGAUUGUCACUGGUCUCCUGUUUGCCAAAAAGAUGAGAGAAGGGAACUACCUGACGAUGCUCGAUCCUUUUCAAAGAAAAUUUGGCAAGCGAAUGGGAGGAGUUUUAUAUUUACCCGCUCUUAUGGGAGAAAUAAUGUACUGCGCUGCAAUACUAUCUGCAUUAGGUGGGACUUUGCUUGUAAUCGUCGAGAUUGAUUUUAGAAUUGCAGUAGUCAUUUCAACUGGCAUAGCACUAACAUAUACGGUAGUCGGAGGAUUUUAUUCAGUCGCUUACACAGACGUCGUUCAGUUAUGUAGCUUAUUUGUGGGAAUGUGGUUGAGUGUUCCAUUUGUCUUGACCAACGACGCAGUAGGAAGCAUAUCGGAUACUGCUUACAGUGGUGAUGGAGGGUGGCUUGGAACAUGGUCAUGGUCAUUUACUGGAUCAUGGAUUGAUACCAUUUUAGUGAUGGUAUUUGGUGGAAUACCUUGGCAAAUUAUGUUUCAAAGAGUUCUUUCAGCUGAAUCACCAAGUUGUGCAAGGUCGAUCUGCUUGAUUGGAGGUUCAUGUGCAGCAUUGAUGGCAAUCCCGUCUGUCUUGAUUGGCGCGUCUGCCAAGUCAACAAACUGGACUAUGACUGACUACAUGAAUGGGACUGGAUUGUCUCCAGCAGAUGCUGGACAAUCUGCAAUGAUACUGCCAAUAGUUCUACAAUAUUUAACGCCGACAGCAAUAGCAUUUGUAGGAUUGGGUGCAAUUUCCGCUGCAGUCAUGUCGUCUGUAGAUGCCACACUACUCUCUGCUGCAAGUAUGUUUACGAAGAAUGUCUACAAUGGAAUUUUCAGAGAAUCGGCAUCAGACAAUGAGCUUCUAUGGAUAAUGAGAAUAUCUGUCGUGAUUUGUGGUAUUGUAGCAACUGUUCUUGCACUUUCAAUACAAUCCGUAUAUAUUUUAUGGUUUCUUUGUUCUGACUUCGUCUACGUGCUACUGUUUCCGCAGUUGCUGUCCGUGAUAUAUUUUGACCCAAAUUCAUACGGAUCAAUUGGUGGACUAAUCAUAGGAGCAGUUUUGAGAAUUGGAGGAGGAGAAGUUCUUCUGAACUGGGCGCCAUUUAUUCACUAUAUCGGCGGAGAUAAUUUUCCGUUCAAAACGUUUUCCAUGAUAAUGUCCCUCACUACAUUAAAUGGGUUGUCUUACAUAGUAAAAAUUAUUUUCCAACAAGGAAUUAUUCCAGAAAAAUAUGACGUCUUUCAUAGCAAGUUUACAAGUGGAGGACGUACAAUAGAAGCAAAAGAAGAAUACGAAAUCAAGCCGUAUUUUUCUGAAACUGCUUCGAAUUGAUGAUGAACUACAUCCCUAACUGACAAACACUGUUGGACAAUGUUACUACGCGUUUGCUCACCACUCAACCUCGCGAUGUUUUGAAGUAUCCAAAUGAAACAUUUGCUCAAUGAGUCGAUUUUGUAUGUGGAGAUGGAUAUGAAUGAAAAUAAUGUACAAAAUCAAACUCUGGUGUUUAAAAUAACGACUUGAUUACUUAGCUAAAUUUUUCAGGCGAAUGACUGACACGACGUCAAUGCUGAAAUAAUCAGAAAAUUUGUUUUCAAGAUUAAUUUAUAAAUUUUGACGUGCUGAUUUCGACUAAGGAGUGCAAUUUUAAAAGAACUUAUUUUCUAAGGCUCGAAUCAGAAAAUAUUUAAAGCCCCUACUUGGAUUCAGAAAUAUAAAACAUCAAAAUUAUGCAAAAAAAUUUAAUAUUUUUUGAUGACGUGAAUCUAUCUAUUUUACAAAAAUGUUGAAGUACAAAUAUUAAUGAUGAUUUGUAGAAAGUCUGCUUGUUUAGUCCAAAUUCAACUUUUAACCCAACUUUUUGCUAUCCACUGAGUCUACUUGAGUAAU
Molecule: messenger RNA, 2828 nt
Organism: Styela clava
Lineage: Eukaryota; Metazoa; Chordata; Ascidiacea; Stolidobranchia; Styelidae
Product: high-affinity choline transporter 1-like
Biological process (GO): acetylcholine biosynthetic process; choline transport; transmembrane transport
Cellular component (GO): plasma membrane
Molecular function (GO): choline:sodium symporter activity
Source: RefSeq, a predicted model, not a curated record